This is a messenger RNA of Acanthamoeba castellanii str. Neff, 1548 nucleotides long. RefSeq names its product Ser/Thr phosphatase family superfamily protein. NCBI's taxonomy places the organism in Eukaryota, Discosea, Longamoebia, Acanthamoebidae. The coding region runs from base 1 to 1548 and encodes 515 amino acids. The record is from RefSeq and is a predicted model, not a curated record. The transcript is spliced from 11 exons. Gene Ontology annotation, molecular function: metal ion binding; acid phosphatase activity.
AUGCGCGAGACUCUUGUUUUGCUUUUGUGCUGCGCUCUCCUCGGCACGGUCUUCGUGCAACACCCCGCAGCAACUGAGGCGGCGGCGGCAAAGGGCGGCCGGGUACUGUCGGAGUGGUGCGAGGUGUGCUCGGAGGUGGUGGGCGCACUCGACGCCCUUCUCGACUCCGAGCCCUCGCAGGAGGUCGUCAACAGCACCCUCAACCUGGUCUGCCGCCUCGUGUUCGCCACCAACCCGACCUCUCUCGCCACCUGCGAAAAGUUCGUGGCUGAGUACAGGGACGUGGUGCUGUUCAACUUCGAGGAGGAGGUCGACGCGGGGCGCGUGUGCAGUGGACUGGACAUGUGCAUCACCGACCCCACCGCCCCGCGCUUCCCGCACUCGGCCUUCACCACCGGCCCCUCGCGCGUCGCCGUCUCCUGGUUCACCUACGAGCCGACGAACAGCUCUCUUGCGACGUGGUCGGCCACCCCCAACGGACCCUCGCUGGGCGUGGUGCAGGGCUACUCCAAGUCCUAUCUACCCGCCGGAGGGUAUAUGCACCAUGCGGUGAUUACGGGACUGAAGCCGCGGACGGAGUACUACUAUCGGGUGGGCGACAAGGAGACGGGCCUGAGCGAGGCCUUCUCGUUCAUGACGGCCCCGGCGCAGUCGGUGCCCUUCACGGUGGCCAUCUACGGCGACAUGGGCGUACACAACAGCCGCGACACCGUCGCUCGCGUGCAGAGCCUCGUCCAGUCGCGCGCCAUCGACUGGAUCUUCCACAUCGGCGACAUCAGUUAUGCAGAUGACUACCCGGCCAACAUCUACGAGUAUGUGUGGAAUGAAUGGUUCCGCGUGAUGCAGCCCAUCACCAGCCGCGUCCCCUACAUGGGGUGCGAGUGGUACUCCAAGAACUUCACGGCCUACAACUUCAAGUUCCGGAUGCCGGGCCUCGAGGAGAACGGGUCCAAUUCCAACAUGUGGUACAGCCUGGACUACUCCUACGCCCACUUCGUCUCCUUCUCCGCCGAAACCGACUACCCCAACGCACCUUACUCGGCGCAGUUCGGUGAUCAGGUGAAGUGGUUCGAGGCUGACUUGCGCGCAGCGCACGCCCGACGAAGCCCGGAGCGUCCCUGGAUCAUCGUGGUGGGCCACCGCCCGAUCUACACCUCCAACGCCCAGACGCAAGGCGCGCCCAGCGGCUACGCCAUCAACCUCCAGAAGACGUUCGAGGAGCUGCUGCACAAGUACGAGGUGGACCUCUACAUCACGGGCCACGAGCACAGCUACGAGCGCGUGUGGCCCACCCUCCGCAACCAGGUGGUCCAGCGCAACUACUCCCGGCCGGCCGCCACGGCCUACCUCAUCACCGGCGCCGCUGGCUGCACGGAAGGGUUGACGCCGUGGAAGGAGGAGUUCGUGCCCGAGUGGAGCGCCUUCCGCACCAACACGGUGUGGGGCUUCUCCACGCUGGCCGUCUCCGCCGACCGCCUCGAGUGGCGCUAUCUCAACAGCGCGGACGGAUCCCUCGUCGACUCCUUCGUCCUCACACGUGGCGCCUGA